Molecule: messenger RNA, 1927 nt
Organism: Hibiscus syriacus
Lineage: Eukaryota; Viridiplantae; Streptophyta; Magnoliopsida; Malvales; Malvaceae
Product: probable polyamine oxidase 4
Exons: 10
Coding region: 373-1764 (463 amino acids)
Biological process (GO): polyamine catabolic process
Cellular component (GO): peroxisome
Molecular function (GO): polyamine oxidase activity
Source: RefSeq, a predicted model, not a curated record
UUUUAUGGUCUAGCCGUGGUGUAUUUGUGCGAGGAAGAGAUUGAUUUGCAUUAGUCUUCGUGGAAGAAAGAUAAAGGAGAAAUCCGCCGUCUCCGUCGCCGUUUCCGUGGCCAUUGGCUUCCCUAUUCCACCAGCUUCGCCCGCUGUCUGUUACUGUCUAUAUUGAAUAUAACCAUAAUCUAUGCCAGUCCCAGCCUCUGGGUACCCUUCUAUUUCCUUAUGAACGCCUUGAACAAGCCGUGUUGCUCCUCUUCCUCCUCCAAUCUCAGCCGCUUCAUUGCCGGCAUCUUAAUCUCACUUCUCUUCCAUUCUUUCACGUUGAUUUCUAAUUUCCUCACUCCUAUACACCCUUAAAUUUUUCUUUUCUAAUCCAUGGAUCUGCUUCGCUACCAAGGCAUUGAGAGGCAGAAGGAGCCGGCUGUUCCUUCUGUUAUUGUGAUCGGAGGUGGUAUUUCUGGCCUUGCUGCUGCACGUGCUCUCAAUGAUGCGUCUUUUAAGGUAAUCCUGCUGGAAUCGCGGCAAAGACUUGGUGGCCGCAUCCAUACUGAUUACACUUUUGGUUGCCCUGUGGAUAUGGGAGCUUCAUGGCUACACGGGGUAUGCAAUGAGAAUCCCUUAGCUCCUUUAAUAUGCUCUCUGGGUCUUAAACUGUACCGUACUAGUGGUGACAACUCUGUGUUGUAUGACCAUGAUUUGGAAAGUUAUACACUUUUUGAUAUGGAUGGCCGUAAAGUUCCACAAGAGAUGGUUGUUGCAGUUGGAGAUGUAUUCAAGAGAAUACUCAAAGAGACUGAGAAAGUAAGGGAUGGACACUCCAAAGACAUGUCAGUCCAUCAAGCAAUAUCAAUUGUGUUAGAGAGGCACCCUGAAUUAAGACAAGAAGGACUUGCCUAUGAAGUGAUGCAGUGGUACAUAUGUCGAAUGGAAGCAUGGUUUGCUGCAGAUGCAGAUAUGAUAUCCUUGAAAUGCUGGGAUCAGGAACAUGUUCUUUUGGGUGGCCAUGGACUUAUGGUGAAGGGUUACGAUCCUAUAAUAAAAGAGCUUGCUAAAGAUAUUGAUGUACGCUUGAAUCACAGGGUCACUAAAAUUUCCCAAGAAUACAAUAAGGUGGUAGUCGAUAUUGAGGACGGGAUGAGCCUCGUUGCUGAUGCAGCUCUAGUAACUGUUCCCCUUGGUGUUCUUAAAGGCAAUUUGAUUCAGUUUGAACCAAAAUUGCCAGAGUGGAAGGUUGCUGCCAUUUCCGAAAUCGGUGUUGGUAACGAAAACAAGAUUGCCUUACUAUUUGACCGAGUCUUCUGGCCGAAUGUUGAGCUGCUUGGCAUUGUUGCACCCACUUCUUAUUCUUGUGGUUAUUUUCUCAAUCUUCACAAAGCAACAGGCAACCCUGUUCUCGUCUAUAUGGCCGCCGGAAGGUUUGCUGAUGAUCUCGAGAAGUUUUCUGAUGAGUAUGCCGCUAACUUUGUGAUGUUGCAGUUGAAGAAAAUGUUUCCUGAUGCAUCUGAUCCGGUUCAGUAUCUCGUGUCCCAUUGGGGAACAGAUCGAGACUCCCUUGGCUGUUAUUCAUAUGAUCCGGUGGGGAUGGCAGGAGAUUUGUAUCAGAAGCUUAAAGCACCUUUCGGCAAUCUCUUCUUUGGAGGGGAAGCAGUCAGCGAGGAACACUCAGGGUCGGUGCACGGAGCCUACGCUUCCGGAAUCAUGGCUGCUCGAAACUGUGAGAGCCAUCUCUUACAGAGAUUAGGUAACUUCAAAAGAAGGCUCCACUGAUCUUUAGGGAUGAUGGUGCGUUAUUAGAACCCACAUUUCCCCUCCAGAUUUCAAGGAUUUGAACCUUUUUCUUUUACCUUUUUACAAGACUUGUGUGAGUCCGAUGUGAACUUUUAUUUACGCUGCUGGCUAUCAUUUUAUGCGGCAAACGUUGUUUACAAAU